Emiliania huxleyi CCMP1516 is the source of this 399-nucleotide messenger RNA. RefSeq lists its product as hypothetical. The transcript has a single exon. The coding region runs from base 1 to 399 and encodes 132 amino acids. NCBI's taxonomy places the organism in Eukaryota, Haptophyta, Isochrysidales, Noelaerhabdaceae. The record is from RefSeq and is a predicted model, not a curated record.
AUGCCGCCCUGCUACAACGGGCCCGGGUCCCAAGGCGUUGUCGACGCGCACACGGGCAGCGCCGAUACCGCCCUGGACACCGCUUACACGGGUCACUUUUACUCGACGGCGCGCAACGCCACCUCUGCUUGGGCCGCCGCGUCGGGCUGCACGGCGGCGCCAAGCUACGACCCCUGCAAUGGCGUCCUGCGCAACGCCAGCGAGGGCCACAGCUUCUACCCGGUCGCGUCGGACACCAUUCACUGUGUCCAAUGGUCGGGCUGCGAGAUGGGUGUCGAGGUGAUCGAAUGCAUCGACACGAGGGCGGGGCACUGGUCCCCCUCGAACUGGCACGACGAGAUCUGGGCUUUCAUGCAGCGGUCGAUCCGCCCCGGUUCGUCCCGCAAUGGCCCAGGUUGA